AUGUUUGACAACUUGGUGGAGGCAAUCACGAGAGAUGGAAACGAGGGUAAGAAGAUAAGAGGAACGGUUUUGUUGAUGAAGAAGAGUGUUUUGGACUUCGAUGACUUAAAAGCUUCGGUUCUUGAUAGCCUUCAUGAGUUGCUGGGGAAUAAGGUCUCUCUGCAGCUCAUUAGUGCUGUUAAUGGUGAUCCUGAAAGAGAAUAUAGAGGCAAAAUUGGAAGUCCAGCAUACUUGGAAAACUGGAAUACUACAAAUACACCUUCAGCACCAGGCGUAUCGGCAUUCAAAGUUACCUUUGAUUGGGAGGAGGAGAUAGGAGUUCCAGGUGCAUUCAUCAUCAAGAAUCUUCAUCACAGUGAAUUCUACCUCAAGACACUCACACUCGAAGACUUCCCCGACCGUGGACGCAUUCAUUUUGUUUGCAACUCUUGGGUUUUUCCAGCUGACAAAUACAAAACAGACCGCCUUUUCUUCACAAAUCAGGGGUUCUUUGAUAAUUCUGAACCUUCUAAAAGUGAGAGGUAUGUGUUGUUUCUUGGCACUCUCUUUCUAUAUUAUGCCAACCAAAAGGCAGUAGGAUCAAUUGACGCCCUUAUACAUGGAUCCCGAAUCAAAGAUCUGAUGGUUGAGAGGGUCCGAGUACCUAGAACGACAAUUUAA
This is a messenger RNA of Ilex paraguariensis (yerba mate), 660 nucleotides long. Lineage: Eukaryota; Viridiplantae; Streptophyta; Magnoliopsida; Aquifoliales; Aquifoliaceae. The record is from the annotation of a GenBank genome assembly.